Aspergillus eucalypticola CBS 122712 is the source of this 1861-nucleotide messenger RNA. Its product is annotated as putative MFS drug efflux pump. Gene Ontology annotation, molecular function: transmembrane transporter activity. NCBI's taxonomy places the organism in Eukaryota, Fungi, Ascomycota, Eurotiomycetes, Eurotiales, Aspergillaceae. The record is from RefSeq and is a predicted model, not a curated record. Gene Ontology annotation, biological process: transmembrane transport. The transcript has 8 exons. The coding region runs from base 125 to 1861 and encodes 578 amino acids.
GAAAAAUAAAUACAUGCAUGGCUUGCAGUGAGCUUUUUCUUUUUUUCCCUAAUCUCGAGUUUUCUGUUUGAUUGUUGUCGCUGCGCACCAAUAGGACUCGCUCCAGCCUGCUCACCCAACGCCCAUGGAGCUCACCGAUCACUCAAGUCAGUCGCAGACUGAUGAAAAAGCAGUGGCAGAGUCACCUCCGACCGGCAAUAUGGAGAGGAAAUUUAGCCAUGAUGAGGUUGUUGCGUACGAAGAGAUGGGUGCGCCUGUGGACAACCCAAUGACCUUCCGUCGGUUCAUGGGAUUUACAGCGAUGGCUUUCCUAUGGACUGGGAGCCAAAUUCCAGUCUAUCUCUUCGGAGGCAUACCACCUUACAUCUACGAAGACAUUGGCGGCUCGGAUCGAUGGGUUUGGUUUGUCCUGGCGAAUUUGCUGGCACUUGCUGGUGUCUGCCCUUUUGUCGGAUCACUUUCAGAUUUGAUCGGUCGUCGAUACGUUGCCCUCAUCGGUGCCUCCCUUGUUUGCCUUGGUAUGAUAGUCAGCAGUACCGCAAAUACGAUGAACAUUUUCAUUGCGGGAAUGGCAAUAGCGGGCGCAGGUGCAGGUAUCAAUGAGUUGACUGCAUUAGCCGCCACCUCAGAAAUGGCUCCAACUCGACAAAGAGGAAAAUAUGUCUCAGUGUUGAUUUUCACCAUCUUGCCAUUUUGCCCAUCUGUACUGUGGGCUCAGCUUAUUGCAGCAUACAGCGGCUGGCGCUAUGUCGGAGCUUUCUGCGGAGCAUGGAGUGGUUUCGGUUUGCUCAUCACAGCCCUCUUUUACUUCCCGCCACCACGAGUCAAUUCAGAAGGCUUGACGAGAUCCGAUAUUAUCAGUCGUAUAGACUUCAUCGGGGGGUUCCUCAGUAUUUCUGGCCUUAUCAUCUUCUUGGCCGGACUGCAAUGGGGCGGAUAUAUGUAUGACUGGACAUCCGCUCAUGUUCUGGUUCCCCUGAUUCUUGGUUUUGUAGUCUUGGUUGUGUUUGCAUUUUGGGAGAUCUAUGGUGCCAAAUAUCCCAUCUUUCCAAGCCGACUAAAGCAAGAGCCACGCAUUUUGGGCUUGACCCUAGUCAUCACGUUCAUCUCAGGGGCAAACUUCUUCUCUGUUCUCAUGUUCUGGCCCACACAGUCAUUCAACGUGUAUGGUCACGAUCCCGUCGACGUUGGUGUUCGGAGUAUCCCCAUCGGGUUCGGCAUCAUGGCAGGUGCUUGUAUCGUCCUAUGGCUCCUCAGUGUCUUGCAUGGCCACAACAAGGAACUUCUCAUCAUCAGUAGCGUCCUUAUGACAGCAGGCUGCGGUGCCAUGUCAAUAGGCCGACCAGACAACCUAUACCAACUCUGGGGCAUCCUAAUCAUCGCAGGCCUAGGAAUCGGGGGCAUAAUCGUCCCAGCCUCAAUCAUCACAACAAUUAUAUGUCCAGACGACCUCAUCGCCACCAUCUCAGCCCUCACCCUCUCCAUCCGCGUCGCCGGCGGCGGCAUCGGCUACACAAUCUACUACAACAUCUUCAUCUCCAAAUUCGUCCCCAACGCACAACACUACAUCGGCGGCGUCAUGCUCACCGAGCUCAACAUAACUAACACCACGUACAUCGCCGAAGCGAUCGAAAUGACCGGUGCGUCUCUGCUCGACGAAUUAAAGCUCAUCCCCGGCAUCGCGGGUAACGAGACUGCGUACAAUGCCGUCGUGGCGGCGGGUCAGCUCGCCUACGCUGAGAGCUAUAAGUGGGUGUAUUAUGCUAGUAUUGGGUUCGGGGGCGUGUCUAUCAUCGCUGCUUGUUUCUUGGGAAAUAUUCAAAAGUAUAUGAAUGAUCAUGUGGCUGUUGUGAUGCAUUGA